Penaeus vannamei (Pacific white shrimp) is the source of this 1529-nucleotide messenger RNA. RefSeq names its product protein bric-a-brac 2. Gene Ontology annotation, cellular component: nucleus. NCBI's taxonomy places the organism in Eukaryota, Metazoa, Arthropoda, Malacostraca, Decapoda, Penaeidae. The record is from RefSeq and is a predicted model, not a curated record. Gene Ontology annotation, biological process: regulation of transcription by RNA polymerase II. Gene Ontology annotation, molecular function: protein binding.
AGACCAAUCAGCUCGCAAUAGAAAUGUUGUGAUGGAGAAACUUCGGUUAAUGCCAUGGGAUUGAACCAAAACCUCUACAUACUUCAUUUUCUAAACUAUAUUAUUACUUUGCAAUACUUUUCGUGCUCAAAAGCCCAAGAAUAACAAUGGCUUGGGAGCUCAGAGUCUUACUUAAGUAAGAUACGGGGUCGCAAAAAGGAAAGAAAGAAUAAAACAUGAUAUAAGAAGGGAGUUCGGGUAAAGGUGUUUUCAAAGCCACCGCGUCCGUGAAUGCGCUUGUUGCAUCCUUGUGAAGUUGUGGUUUCUGUAACGAAACGGACGCGAGAGACAGUACUGUUGUAACUGUGCAUAAGUUGAAUGCACGAAAGAGGUCACGACAUUCAGCACAACAAUACACAAAACAGUUUAGGAGGAAGCUGUAAUUGAGAAUUCUCUUCACCACUAAGUGGAUAUUCUUUGCUGCUGUUUUAUUUUGCCUAAAUCUCCCCCUGUGUGCAAGAAAUAGCCGGGGGUUACCAUUCACUGGCCGGGCGUGGGAUUGAACGCAGGUCCGCAAGAUUGCCAGACCAGCCCCCUUACCGCUGCACCAGCACAGCUCUAUGAUUUUAGUGGCAGAAUCCAUCAUGGAUGAAGGCUUGCUUUCUUUGCGGUGGAAUGAUCAUGGCCUUGCUUUCUUCAAUAUGCUCUCGAAUAUUAGAAAGGAUGAGUCCUUUUGUGAUGUGACUCUGACCUGCGAUGGAUACUUCUAUCCUGUCCACAAGUUUGUUCUCUCUACGUGCAGUGAUUUCUUUUACCAAAUAUUUGAAAAAACACCAUGCAAACACCCAGUGAUAAUAAUUGCAAAUGUAAGCCGUAAAGACUUGGAAGCUUUAUUAAAUUACAUGUAUUUAGGAGAAGUCAGUGUUUUUCGGACAGAAUUGAAAAGUCUUGUGAAGGCUGCUGAGAUACUGAAAGUAAAAGGUUUGGCAGAACAAACAGAAAAUUCAUCUGGAAAUGAAAAUAAAGUGAAACGUUCAUCUUGGGAAGCAGACCAGCCAGAAUCCAAACGGACAAAAUCUGAAGAUUAUUCCUCAAUUCAUACAAAACAAAAAGAAUCUGAAAGGCCUGCGCAUGUGAAGGAUUCAGCCACAAGAGCAAAGGUAUUAGACACUGAAGCAUUAAAUGACCAAGAUGCAAAAGGCUCUGAAGUAACUGCAGAUGAUUCUCUGGACUCAGUGGGAGAGCUUACAUCUGCAGAAAUUUCAGAUUUAAGGAGAAAUGAAUCCAGUAGUGAAUCCAACCAAGACCUUCCAGAGGUGAAGGUUGAGGAGGUGUUUGUGAAAGAGGAAUUCUCUGACCCCUGGUAUGAGGAUGCCGAGGUGGGGGUCGGUGAGUAUCAGUAUGACACUGCAGUAGCAGGCCUUACCUAUGGCCCGCCUCAGGCUGCUUUCCAAGACAACGGCUCCCCCUGGGACCUGGCGACGACGCAGCUGCAGGCCAGGGAAAGCCGUCUGUCCGUGCGUGCCACAGGAGCUUCCAGGUUGCAAGGG